AUGCCAGAGAAAGGUGUCCUCUUCAGUAUGAGGGAAUGGCUCAGCACAGGAAACCGGAGUGUCUGCCUUCUGAGGUCUAACCCUGGAGCCCCCAACCCUGUCUUCUGUUCACACAAUUCCAGUCUCACCCUGCUAGAGCCCAACAGUUUGAAACUCACACCACCUUCCAGAGCUCUGAAAUCACCGUGGGAUCACGACUUUUUUAUUCAUGAUGGCGUCAUAGACAACACAGCCCCAGACUUCAUAGCAUUCAAGUCACAUUUUAUUUUAUCCUGGGGAAGUAUUCUCUCUCUCUUGGAACACAUCGAGAAGUUCCUCAGGGAAUAUGCAAUACCGGAAGUCAAAAUCAAAGGGAACAGUUUGGUAGACCUCCUUCCAGAGUUUGAGCUGAAGAAUAAACUUACCAGAAAUGACCUCCUCUCAGUGGUAGAGAACCCUCUUCCCAUCCAAAAGAUGUUAACUGUUCCUGGCCAGAGAUACAAAGGGCAAGGUGGGAAGUUAAAUGCUGCCAGCAAGAUCCAAGCCACAUGGAAAUGCUACAAAGCAAGAAAAUACUUCCACGUUUUCCGCCAGCAGAAGUGGGCGUCGGGUGUGAUUGCCAUCGCGUGGCUCUUACAUUGCCAUAAGACACGACUGAUGAAGAUCCUGAAGGAGUCACGUGAGAGACACCUGCAGAAUUUCCGCAUUCGAGCCAAGCAUCUGGCAGCCAACUGGAAUCGCAUCAGGACCUCCAGGAGGACUAUUAUCCAUAUCCCAUCAUUAGGUUAUACCCAGCCUGUGCGACAAAAUAUUGACAACUUCGACACUCAACAGAACAUGCAGUUGGGGCGGCUGUGUGACAUCAUAGAUGCCAAUGUAAGCGUCAUCUACAUCUGCUCCCAUCAAAUGAAUGAAGAGUUACUUCUGUAUUACCAUAAAAUCCUGAGUCUACAGGCAGCUGUCAAAUCGGGGGACCUUGAGGACAGAAGUGACCUGCAGGACAGGUUCAAAAUUAUCACCCCUGAAGCUAUAAAGAUCUUCACUAAGCAACAUAUGUGCCUGGCGACUCACCUGAAGUACAGUCCCAAAGCAAUCAAAAGAAUAAAAAAUCUCAUCAGUGGACGAGAUGCCUACAUUGUCAGCGGGUUCCUCCACAAAGAUGAUCUGGCCGUGGCAGAUAUGUUAGACGUACCCAUCCUGGGUCCAGAGCCUGAAAUAACUCAUCUUUAUAGCACCAAGUCUGGAAGUAAACAGAUGUUUGCCAGCGCCAAUGUGCCGUUCCCUCCUGGAAUAUCUGACAUCUUUAGUCACCAGCAGAUGAUAGAACAGCUGACUCAGCUGAUCCUCGAUUACCCGGAAAUCCAACGCUGGCUCUUUAAAAUGGACUAUGAAUUUGGAGGAAAUGGGACUGCGUUUUGUGACAUUCUUUCCCACCUCCAGUGCCGUGACUGGCUCCUAAUGGAGUAUAACAAAUACAGCCGUGAAGACUGGCGCAAGAAAUGGGCACAGGAGCCAGCUUUGAUGAAGAUCUCCGAGGAGCUGGCGGGCCUUUUAGCACAGCACGCUCAGCCAGUCAAUGAGAAACGCUUCCCCACGUGGAGGAAAUUCCUCUCCACACUUCUCAGUCAAGGAGGUGUGGUCGAAGCAUACCCACCUGUGGAAAGUGUCACCAACCUGACGGUGGACAUGCUCAUAGAGCCCAACGGAGAAAUCAGAGUGCUGUCCACGGGGGACCAGUUGCAUGCAGAGGGCCCCUUCAUCUCCUCCGGUACCACCAUGCCUCAGGCCUCAGUGAAUUCCCAAGUUCUCAUUUCUUUGUGCCUCCAAAUUGGAAAAGCUUGUAAACUGAGAAAUGUGGUCGGUUACUUUUCUAUAGACCUGGUGACCUUUAUUGACCCAAGCACCAUGGAACAGAAGGUGUGGGCAACAGGCCUCGACCUGGCGUACAGCGACCAGCUGGCCAUGACUCAGCUCGCCUUGUACCUGACCAACGGCCACCUGGACUGCAGUAUUAGCACCCUGACAGUGCCCCCGCGCCCUCCCAAGGAAGAGAAGAAGAGCCACCUGACUACCCUGUCCGUGCCGAUGAAGGCAACCCAUCGCUACGCAGUGAUGACCACCCAGCUGAAGCACAACAAUAUGUCGCUGAUUUUCCCCUAUGUUUUUCUCCAGAUGUGUAAGGCCCAUGGCAUCGGCUAUGACAUUGAGGACAGACAAGGAACUGUUUUCAUAUUAUAUGAACACUUGAAGAGAAACAAGUUGGGAAUGUUAACAAUCGGUGAGGAUCUCCAGGGGGUCCUCAUGACCUUUGCUCGCAAUCUCUUCGUCAUCCAUCAAGAAAUAUCAGCACCUAAUAUGCAAGGCGAGACCAAUUUUAAGGCCAUCAUUGCUGAGGUUGAAGUCAUUCUGGGAGUAACAGAGGAAAACAAAAAGCGAUUUGAAGAAGAGCUACAAUCUAAAGAUGAUAAGAAAAAUACCUCUCUGAGCCUGAUAUGUCUAUGA
This is a messenger RNA of Myotis myotis, 2481 nucleotides long. It is a transcript of the gene IQCH, whose product is annotated as IQ motif containing H. Bases 1 to 2481 code for a protein of 826 amino acids. NCBI's taxonomy places the organism in Eukaryota, Metazoa, Chordata, Mammalia, Chiroptera, Vespertilionidae. The record is from RefSeq and is a predicted model, not a curated record. The transcript has 14 exons. Gene Ontology annotation, molecular function: protein binding.